UCUACGUCGCGUAAGCGCUUGACGUCAGCAUAACAACAACCUGUCAUGACAGCUUGUAUGGGGGAAAAAAUAUCGAUUAAGAUAUCAAAUCAUACAAAGUCUGUUUCACCUGGAUGUAACAUUCCUUCCAUAAGUGUGUGAGAUCCAGGAGGGACAGGGCAUUCUUGGACCUGUCAGUUAGCCAGCCGAAGAGACGGGGAACAGGAUAGGGAAGCAGGGCGAGGCGGGCCCCGCGGAGCCGGUGGAGAAGAUGGCCGGCAGCCCGGAGAAGAGUUCCACCGCGCAGGAGCUGAAGGAGCAGGGGAACCGGCUGUUCCUCUGCCGCAAGUACCAGGAGGCUGCUACAUGUUACAGCAAAGCUAUUAACCGUAAUCCAUCGGUAGCAGUCUACUACACCAACAGGGCUCUGUGCCAUGUGAAGCUGCAGCAACAUGACAAGGCUCUGGCAGACUGUAAGCACGCGCUGGAGCUGGACAGCCAGUCAGUCAAAGCUCACUUCUUCUUGGGCCAGUGUCACCUGGAGCUAGAGAACUACGAUGAGGCCAUCGGCAACCUGCAGAAAGCUUAUAACCUGGCAAAAGAACAGAGGCUGAACUUCGGAGAUGACAUCCCCAGCGCCUUACGCAUUGCGAAGAAGAAACGUUGGAAUAGCAUUGAGGAGAAGCGCAUCAACCAGGAAAACGAGUUACAUGCUUAUCUGACUAAGCUCAUACUGGCUGAGAAGGAAAGAGAACUUGAAGAAUACAAAGAGAAGCAGGACGACAAUCAAAAUGGAGGCGAUGCUGCCAAGAUUGCAUCAAAACAUGACAAGUAUCUAAUGGACAUGGAUGAGCUCUUCUCUCAAGUGGAUGAGAAAAGAAAAAAGCGGGAGAUCCCAGAUUACCUGUGUGGGAAGAUCAGUUUUGAGCUGAUGAGGGAGCCCUGCAUCACACCCAGUGGAAUCACCUACGACCGUAAGGACAUAGAAGAGCACCUACAGCGAGUGGGUCAUUUCGACCCGGUCACCAGGAGCCCCCUGACCCAGGACCAGCUGAUCCCAAACCUGGCCAUGAAGGAAGUGAUCGAUGCCUUUAUCCAGGAGAAUGGCUGGGUGGAGGACUACUGAAAGGAUCCCCACCCCGCAACCUCUCAUCUCUCCAUCAUCAACACAAAGCCUGGACAACACGAGGCUAUAGAGAACAGAUCACCCCUUGCCUGGAUAUGUACUUUACACAAGCGGGAAAAGCCACACUACGGACUACCAAACGGGAGCCAUGUAUCUGGGUCUGCCUCUAACUCCCAACAUUUUAUCUUUGCUGUAAAACUUCCCGCCCCUACUUUCCGAGGCUCGGCAUUCAUGGCCUGCUGCUCCCUUUAAAAUCCCCUUCAUUCUGCUCUUUCUCUCUCAACUCCCUCUUUCUUUCCGUCUUGCUGUAUCUAGUCUCUCAAGCCUGACUCCCUUCUUUACUCUAAAUAAGGGGCCAUGUUCUCAGGUCUCUCUACUUUCUCCCUCUGUCUCUACUCUCUUCUUUCUCUGAGUGCCACAAUCCUUGGAAAGCAUCAGCAUUGCACUCCAGUUUUUCACACAAACCACCAAUAUUACAAAAAAUAUUACACAUGGUGGUUAAAUAAAUGUAGACGUUGGCCUUUUAUUUGGCAUUACUCCAGUAUUUCUUAGUCAUUUUUUCAUUAAACAUUAGAGCGUUUGCCACUUCAUAAUGUACAUUUGCUGAAGUGGUUCCUAAAAUGCCAAAAACCUUUUCUCAACGAGGGGGACUUGUUUGUAUGCAAGAUUUACAUGAUGAUGACUGAAAAAUAAUUGUAGGGAGUCAAGUCCCUUCUCCGCCUCCAGGUGGUGCUCAAACAUCCCCACCCAUGUCACCAUACUGUAAGAUUUUGAGUAGAUUGUUAGUUUCUUUUCUUUGCAUAUCAAUCACACCCCAUAACAGACAAUUAAAAUAAGUUGAAUGUAUGCAUAAUGUACUCUUUAGGUUUAGGCUUGACCUACAGUAAUUCAAUCUUUUGUUUUUUAUCAGGACAAUAUAAGGUUUUCAUGAAAAGCGGCCUUGAACUGGAUGCAGAAAAUGAAUGGAAAUAACCGCUGCAUUUAAAAAAAAAACGUUUUCACAUUGCUGGAUAUUAAUUGAAAGUGUUUGACUAUUGAUAGAUGACAUCAGCUGUUUGGGAUGAUGCUUAAAAACCUGCUUUGGAGAAUGGUCUGUGCUGUCUGUGUCCGUUAUAGAAACAGAAAACUGUGCUUGGACGUCUUGUUUGGCUCGUGCUGUCUGCCUGGAUUGACAGUGGAUGCUCACAUCAAGCAUGAAGUGGAUUUUCUUUUCCUUCGCAAAAGGCAAGGUUGUCUCACCUUUUUGCUGUUCAUGUUACGCACCUUCUCCUCACAGAGUCACAGUUACAAAGAUUGCAACAGCUUCUGUAAAACAAUCAUCGGUGUGAAGUUUGUGUCUCGUCGCAGGGAUCUGAGGUUCACUAGCAUGACAGCACCAACCUCCUCAGUGUUAGAAAUGCUGGAAGAGUCACGACCAUCUUAUCUCAUCCAUACCUCAGUCCGAGUUCACUGGCUUUCUCUUCGAAACACUUUUUCAUUUCGGCGCUAUUAGUUUACAGUUUGUUUUUCAUGCGAAUGUGUCUGUGGUGAAUUAGGCCUGUCGGUGGUUCAUGUCGGGGUGCAGGCAGUGUAAAUAAUUUGCUCGUGUAUCUCAGAUUUUAUUUCUUGACAACAUAGGGUUCUUUUUUUUCUUGAGAAAUCCUAGAGCUUGAGAAACUGUAUUAAAUGUAGAUAUGUUGAUAACAUAAAUGCCUGGUUCCGUUUUCAUUUGUCCCCAUUAAACCGUGAACUUUGA
Epinephelus fuscoguttatus (brown-marbled grouper) is the source of this 2840-nucleotide messenger RNA. It is a transcript of the gene stub1, whose product is annotated as STIP1 homology and U-Box containing protein 1. Gene Ontology annotation, cellular component: Z disc; cytoplasm. The record is from RefSeq and is a predicted model, not a curated record. The coding region runs from base 251 to 1105 and encodes 284 amino acids. The transcript has 8 exons. Gene Ontology annotation, biological process: cellular response to misfolded protein; positive regulation of proteolysis; proteasome-mediated ubiquitin-dependent protein catabolic process. Gene Ontology annotation, molecular function: protein-folding chaperone binding; ubiquitin protein ligase activity. Lineage: Eukaryota; Metazoa; Chordata; Actinopteri; Perciformes; Serranidae.